CCGGCGGCGGGCGCGGGAUGGAGACUGGGUGCUGGUUGCUAGGGGGCGAGUUCGAGGACUCGGUGUUCGAAGAGAGGCGGGAGCGGCGGCCUGGACCGCCGGCGUCCUAUCGCGCCAAGCGCUGCGAGCCGCAGUGGUUUUAUGAAGAAACGGGGAGCAGUGAUGAUGUUGAAGCUCUGACUCUGAAGAAAUUCCAAGGGGACCUUGCCUACAGGCGGCAGGAGUAUCAGAAAGCACUGCAAGAGUACUCCAGUAUCUCUGAAAAACUGCCGUCUACAAAUUUCGCCAUGAAAAGGGAUGUCCAGGAAGGCCAGGCGCGGUGUCUGGUUCGCCUGGGAAGGCACACCGAGGCGCUGGAGAUCGCUGCAAACUUGGAAAAUAAAGCAACUAAUAUAGACCAUUUAACCACUGUGCUCUACCUCCAGUUUGCUAUUUGUUCAAGUCUGCAGAACUUGGAGAAUACAAUUCUCUGCCUACAGAAACUGAUUUCUUUGCAUCCUUUUGAUCCUUGGAACUGGGGCAAAUUGGCAGAGGCUUACCUGAGUCUGGGUCCAGCUCUGUCAACAUUGUGUGCGUCAUCACAAAAACAGAACAGUUUUACCUCCAGUAACAAAACCAUCAAAUCCGCAUUUACACACUCAGGAAAAGACUGUCGUUUGUGUUUUCCUGAAACGUUGCCUGAGAGCCCUGUGUUUUCUGUGGAAGCAAGCAGCAGUAAUAACCAGAAGAAUGAGAAGGCUCUGAAAAAUAUUCAGAACUGUGUGGGAGGAAAGAGAGAGGCAGUGUUGCUGGAGACUCAGAUGAAAGCAUGUGCCUCUUUUAUACGAACCAGGCUUUUGCUUCAGCUCACCCAGUCUCAGCAAACCUCAUUUGCUUUGGAGAGGAACUUAAGGACUCAGCAGGAAAUUGAAGAUAAAAUGAAAGAGUUCGGCUUCAAAGAAGACACUUUGCUGUUGAUAGCUGAGAUCUGUCUUCAACAUGGCUGCUGCCAGGUGUGUCUCACAGCAUUGCUUCGAACAUGUUACCUGAUGCUCGAUACCUGAAGUUGUGUCAGCCAUCACGUCAGAGGUUAGGUGCCUCCAAUGACACCCAGGGCCUUCCGGAGAGUAACCCCGAAAUUAGACCUAGUAGUUCCUCACACCAAUCUUGUACAUCCUUUAGACUGGUCUACCGCAUCUAACAAACUUGUCAUGGGUUUCCUCAUCUCCACAAAGACCCUGCCGAAGUUCUGCAUCCUCUGGGAAGCUUUCCCUGAGUGUCCCUAUCCGUGGCAGCGGAGCUCAGGUAGAGCGAAUGGUUGAAUGGAUAGCUCUUUGGGCCCUAAAAAACAAACAAACAGACAGACAAAAAAUACAAGAAUAUAUCUUUCCAACUAGAUUUUAGAUUUCCUUAAAAGUAAGGUCAUCCUUAUAAGGAGAUCUUAAACAUCUUCAUACUUUCGCCGUGCUUGAUAGAUCCGUGGGCUGAGAGGAAUCGUAGUUUUCCAUCUGUACAAUGCAUGUGACAUACCUGUGGAGCUUUUUAAAAAAGCUCAGUGUCUGGGGCCUCACUGAGAUUAUAAUGUACAUUUCACUUUGUGCUCUGUUCAUUUUAUUUUGCGACAUGAGCAGGACCCUGUGUCCUUAAAUAUCCUUUCAUUGCAUACUUUUUUUCUCUUUUUUAUAGAUGUUUCAUUUGAAUUAGGAUCCAUAUAAGGUCCACAGAUUGUAUUUGGUUCCUCUGUCUCUUACAUUCUUUCAUUCUGUAAUAGCUCCUCUUCUCUGUUUUUUUAAGAUAAAAAAUAUAUGUAACCUAAAAGUUGCCAUCUGAAUCGUUGUUUAGUGUACAAUUCAGUACUUACCUGCACAGUGUUGUGCAACUAUCACCACUCUUCCCAAAACUUGUUCAUCAUUCCAAAGAGAAACUCUAACCAUUAAGUAAUAAUUCCCAUUCCCCCUCCUUUUGACCCCUGGUGACCUCUAAUCUCCUUUCUAUGUCUGUGAAUUUGCCUGUUCUAGGUGUUUGAAGUAGUAGAAUCAUAUAAUAUUUGCCUUUU
Messenger RNA from Hyaena hyaena (striped hyena), 2035 nucleotides. RefSeq names its product chromosome unknown C8orf76 homolog (gene CUNH8orf76). The coding region runs from base 18 to 1043 and encodes 341 amino acids. NCBI's taxonomy places the organism in Eukaryota, Metazoa, Chordata, Mammalia, Carnivora, Hyaenidae. The transcript is spliced from 6 exons. Gene Ontology annotation, molecular function: protein binding. The record is from RefSeq and is a predicted model, not a curated record.